Soboliphyme baturini is the source of this 1329-nucleotide messenger RNA. Lineage: Eukaryota; Metazoa; Nematoda; Enoplea; Dioctophymatida; Soboliphymatidae. The record is from the annotation of a GenBank genome assembly.
AUGGAACAGUUCACUUGGCCAUGGCAAUACAAUUUCCCGCCAUUCUUUACGCUGCAACCAAAUCUAGCGACACGUGAGAAGCAGAUUGAAGCCUGGUCGUCACUGGUUCUUCAGUACUGUCAACAUUUCAAAAGGUUCGACUUGGAUGUUGUUGAAGCGCAGCACUCUGACCUGUUCCAAAAUGACAAGAUCAAUCACAACCUUGAAUGGUUGGAUAAACAAAAGAGUCGUUGUCGCAUAUUCUGGCGCUCUCCAGCGGAUUGGGGGAAGUUGAUUUAUGACUGGAUAGUUAGCACUGGUCAGCUCCAGUCCGUCUGCACGUUGUACGAAUUGGCGCACGGCGAAGACACCGUCAACGAAGCUUUUCACGGAAUAAGUGAAGAAGUGCUGACAGAAAGUCUGAAAACUUUGGAAGAUACGGGAAAAGCUGAAAUCAUACGCUCCGAUAGUAGCGUCGGCGGCUACGUAUACGCGCUUCGUCCGACUCCUGAGAUGUGGACUAAAAACCUUCUGAAAAGAACUCAGGUGCUGUACUUGAUGGACACUAGUACCGUGGUGUUGCAUCUAGAGCUGAAGCCCGGAUCAGUGGUUGUGGAGGCCGGUUGUGGAAGUGGUUCGCUGUCACAUGUAAUGCUGCGCACGAUUGCCCCUCAUGGGAAACUGUUCACCUUUGAUGUGAACGCUGAACGGGUGGAUAGUGUGCGACGCGACUUCGCAAAGAACGGCUUCGAAGCAAUGACCGUCGUCGAGCAGCGCGAUGUGUGCAGUGAUGGCUUCGGAGUGACCGAAGUGGCGGAUGCGUUGUUCCUUGACUUGCCUAGACCGUGGGAGGUGAUCCGACGAGUCAAGACUGUGUUCAAGCCAAACAGGGUGUGUCGCUUUGGCUCGUUCUCGCCGUGCAUUGAACAGGUGCAGAAGACAUGCGAAGCUCUGCGAAAGGAGCGCUUCGUAGAAAUCGAUGUUCUUGAAUGCGUCGUACGUUACUACCGCGUAUCCAGUAUCACCAUGCAAACUCCGAGGGUGCUAACGACGUCAAGCAGACCCAUCGAGCCGGCGCGUAAACGAUUUCGCGCCGAGUCGCAUAAAGCCCAGGAUGACAAGCCGGGGGAUGGGACAGCGCGAAAUUUGACCGUGGUGCAACAGCAGAAUCCAAAUCCAAGCUCCUUCCUGACUUUCACCCCUGAGCCGCCCGAGCAGCCGUCGCACACUGGAUACCUGACGUUCGCUACCGUACUGCCGAGACGGCAGACGACUGUUGCUGAGGAUCACUCGUCGGAUAUAGUGGCAGUGACACCUCUCUUCAAUCGUGAAACAAGCAAUACGAGUUGA